AUAACUAAUAAUAUGUUGAAAUAAUCUAAAUGACAUUUUGGAAAGCAUUGACUUUUGGAUGUUUUAAAUUUUCUGUACCAUGUCCUAUGUCUCUCAGUCUAACAUCUCUGUUGGGCUGCAAUAUCAGGAGUUUCUGGAAAGAGUGAUCACUUUCACUCUUUGUACCAUCCCAUCCUGUGUGUUUCUCUUCAUUAAUGGAACCAUGUUGUUCACUCUGAGGAGUAAACCUGUUUUUCGUGACACCUGUCGGUAUAUUCUCCUGUUUAACCUCUUAAUAGCAGAUACUGCGCAGUUAGCAGUAUGUCAGGUUCUGUUUCUAAUUUCUGUUUGCAGAAUUACACUAACAUAUCCUGUUUGUGGCAUGCUAACUGUUUUUGCCAGUAUCACAAGUGUAACCUCUCCUCUAACGCUGAUGGUGAUGUCUCUGGAGCGGUGUGUAGCUGUGUGUUUCCCUUUGAGACAUGCUAUGAUUGUCACCAUCAAAAACACGAGGCUGGCAAUUAUUGCAGUUUGGACUUCCGGUUCUUUACAUAAUAUCUUUCGCGUUAUUUUGCUGUUAGAUUUUCCUUUUAAAGAUCUAGACAGUCUACAAAUGACAAAUUUAUGCAAUGAAUUCAAUAUGCAGCUUGGAUCCAGGUCUAAAAUGUAUGAUGUUGCUUUCACUGGUAUCCUUUUUGCUUCAGCAGCCAUUGUAAUCAUUUCUUCCUAUGUUGGUGUAAUAAUAGCAGCCAGGUCAGCAUCUACAGGGACAGCUUCAGCUCUGAAGGCUCGUAAUACAUUGAUGCUACAUUUGGUGCAAUUAUGCCUCAGUUUGUCCUCAACUACUUACAACUCAAUGCUUAUAGCUCUUAUAAAAAUUGUUCAAACUGUAGUGUUUAUACGAUUACACAAGUUUCUGUAUAUAUUAAUGAUUAUAUUCCCCAGAUGCUUGAGUUCUUUAAUUUAUGGCCUUAGAGAUCAUACUAUCAGACCUAUUCUUCUGUCCCAUUUAAACUAUCAACUAAAACAUAAAGCUGUUGCAGUCAGUGGUUGAAAAGCUUAGCUUCUGUCAAACACUUCAUGAGUGAAAGAGGUACACAAUUUUUAUGUCUGAAAUAUAGGAACAAUUAUGUUAAACGUUUUUUAAGACCAAUAAGUCAUACUUCAAUUUUUUUUCUGUUGUGGAGAAUCCAUAUAAGCAAAGACCCACUAAUAACGGGAUUAAUGUGGGAGAAAGCAGAUGAAUAUGAAGACUUAAAAUUGUCUAACAUAUAAUGACAUUUAUAAAACAAAGGAAGUCUGUUGAAACAAAUGUCAUCUGGCAAAAAUCCUGAAGUUAUUUAACUUUGUCAACUGAAUUGAAAUAACUUUUGUAUGUAUGUGUAAUUAUGUGUAAUCAUAAAAAAUUAAAGCACAAGGAACUUUAUCUAAAAAA
This is a messenger RNA of Xiphophorus hellerii (green swordtail), 1414 nucleotides long. Its product is annotated as odorant receptor 131-2-like. Gene Ontology annotation, cellular component: membrane. Lineage: Eukaryota; Metazoa; Chordata; Actinopteri; Cyprinodontiformes; Poeciliidae. Gene Ontology annotation, biological process: detection of chemical stimulus involved in sensory perception of smell; G protein-coupled receptor signaling pathway. The record is from RefSeq and is a predicted model, not a curated record. The transcript has a single exon. Gene Ontology annotation, molecular function: olfactory receptor activity; odorant binding; G protein-coupled receptor activity. Bases 80 to 1033 code for a protein of 317 amino acids.